GUGCAGAGCUGGGAAAGAAUGCCUGGGAAGAAACAGCUGGGCGGGGGGUUAACCCAGCGUCCUGUUCCGCUGUCUUCCAGAUCUCUGGGAGAAGAAGGGUUCAUAUUGGCCUCCCUGCGCAGAGACAGAGCCCCGCCUCGGUCUGACUGCUGCACACCUGGACAGGUAAAGGUGGAGCGGACACAGGAGAACACAGCUCCUGACUUGGAACAACGAGGCUGGUUGUUUGUUAAAACGGGCAGUAUGGGAGAGGCACCGACCAGAGAGGAGGGCACAGUGACUCGCUCUGCAGAGUAUGUUGGCUCAUUUGUUGUGGAUGACUGCUGUUUGGACGAUCAGAUAAAUCAGCUGCACACACAGCUCAAGCACUUAAAGACAUGCAAGAGAAGGAGGCCAGUAACCCUGAAGUUCUCCCUCAAAGGGGUAAAAAUGUAUGAUGAGGAUGAAGUGACCCUCCUUAUGGCUCAUGCUUUGAGAAGAGUCUCUCUGUCCACCGCCCGCCCAGUUGACUCCCAGUUUGCCUUCGUCUCCCAUAACCCAGGAAGCACCGAUGCUCAACUUUACUGCCAUGUUUUUAAAGCAAGGCAUGCCAGAGCGGCCCAGUUCCUGAACCUGCUGCUCUGCCGAUGUUUCCAGCUGUCUUAUCUGGAAAAGCAUCCAGAAGAGGCACAGGAACAUUGCACCGGGUCAUUGCCUCGGCGUAACCCCUCGCUGCUCAACCAUGGCUUCCCUCUUAGUGUCAGUGCCCUGGUUUCCUUCAGAAGAGCUCCCUUUCGAGGGUUGCUGUUAAGCACAAAGAAAUCUAAGAAGUCCUCCACUGAUCAUCUCGAGAGCCAAGAUGACGUUUUUUCCUCCUCCAUUCCCUCACUGAUGCGCAGGAAAGUCAUCCGCAACAAAGGACUACGGUCUGGUGCUUACCGCUCCUUCACUUUCACACCGCACAAACAGCGCAACGUUCAGGAGCAGCUGAGCGCGUCACAAGGAGAGAGUCAAGACAAGGUGCCGGCGAAGAGAUCCCGAACUCCAAGCUUAGCCGAAACAGAAGAGGCGUUGGCUCAGGCAGUGUGGUGUUGGGCUGGUCUCGCCACUGACAGCUGCUACUCCCUCCUAGCAGAUGACGUUCUAGGAUCAUACCUUCUGUGCCCACAUCCUAGAAAACCUAAAUGUGGUUCUCUUAUCAUUCGCUUCCGCUCUGGUCUGAUCACCCACCUCAUAGAAAACACUCGUAAAGGGAAGUUCUUGUUGGAGAAAUGCAAGACAGAAUUCAACUCCAUUGCUGAGCUCAUUGAAUACUACUCUGUGACCCCAGAUGAGCUGCCUUGUCCACUGAGCUGUGCAAGAGUGAACCACUGCUAUGAGUGGGAGGAAAAUGCUAACACACAAAAGGCUAUAAAGCAAAUCAAAAACUCCACCAAAGCCAGAUUUAAAAGUACCCACUGAAGGGAGCAUGUCCAAACUACGAGACGUGAGCUGCCAACAUCUGAGGAUACUGAUUAAGAGACACUCUUCUCAUUCUUUUGCACAUUUUUUUUUUUUUUACAUUUAAAUCACGUUUCUCACUAGAAAAAUCGUGCACCUAUAAUCAGUGUUGGCAAUUUUUAUAUGCUCUUAUGCACCAAAUUAAUCAGGGUACCUAUUUGUCAAAGAAGUAAUAUUAAUUGCUUAAAGCUUUUAUGUAAAGUCAGUUUUUUCAGUAUUUUUUUUACAUGCCUGUAAGGCAUUCCAAGUUUAAAUGUUCUUAGAUACCAAAGUUUUAAGCAUGGACUUUAUAGCAGGGUCUUAACUUUUCCUUUUUUUUUAAGUUUCCUUGAUCCUCCAAGGAUUUACCUCAGUGAAUAACCAUGUUUUACUCUGAUCGUUUUUGUCUUGUCUUCAUAUUGCUGUGUCUGCUAUUAUAUGCUAUGUUGCUCGUUAUUUUCAUUCUAUUUGCUAAUGUGUACAGUUAAAUGUAACUAAUUUUAAUCCAAACCAACAUUCGACUGAAUGUUUACGGGGAUAAAGUUUCAUCAUUUCUAAUGAGCUAUUUCCAUGAACCGUCCACAUACAGUUUGUUUUUUUUAUGCCCAUUUUACAAUAAAUCUAUUAUCAUUCCA
This is a messenger RNA of Cyprinodon tularosa, 2093 nucleotides long. It is a transcript of the gene sh2d5, whose product is annotated as SH2 domain containing 5. The record is from RefSeq and is a predicted model, not a curated record. The transcript is spliced from 10 exons. Gene Ontology annotation, cellular component: postsynaptic density. NCBI's taxonomy places the organism in Eukaryota, Metazoa, Chordata, Actinopteri, Cyprinodontiformes, Cyprinodontidae. The coding region runs from base 19 to 1440 and encodes 473 amino acids.